Molecule: messenger RNA, 3641 nt
Organism: Cavia porcellus (domestic guinea pig)
Lineage: Eukaryota; Metazoa; Chordata; Mammalia; Rodentia; Caviidae
Gene: Il10ra
Product: interleukin 10 receptor subunit alpha
Exons: 7
Coding region: 552-2303 (583 amino acids)
Biological process (GO): cytokine-mediated signaling pathway
Cellular component (GO): plasma membrane
Molecular function (GO): interleukin-10 receptor activity; protein binding
Source: RefSeq, a predicted model, not a curated record
GCAAGGAAGGGAAACUAAACAGGCUGAGAGAUGUGGCCAUCCCUGCAAAAAAUGUGAAGACGGGUAGCGGGCAGCCUGCGCUACCGGGGUUUAGCUGAGAGUGCCCCGCGGCGGUGGCCAGGUCUCAGGCUCUUGUCCUCGCACACCUGGCCUGGAGCAGUCUCCUCCGAUUCACAGCAGCUGGGUCUCAGCUCUAAUCCUGACCUCACAGACCGGGUAAAAUCAACUCCCCCUGCUCCCAGAUUCCGCACGCAGCGGAAGGCACGUACGCGUGCACACACGCACAACGCCAGGUCAAGCCACCCAGAUUAGUCUGGCCCGCCGGGAGUCAAACGGGAGAAGCACGCAGCAGCAGGAGGCCCACAGCAGGGCUCGCAGAGACCCAGGCUCCCGGAAGCGGGACGUCGGGGGCGGGGCGUCCGGAGGCCCCGCCCCGUGACGUAGGCCCCGCCCCUGCGCCCAAAGCAGGCGGCGCCUGCAGUCUCAGCCCGCGGAGCCGCGGCGGGAGGUGCGGAGCCGGCAGCGGCUCGGGACGAUGCGGCGCGCCUAGGAUGCUGCCGCGCCUGCUAGUGCCUCUGGCGGCGCUCCUCGGCCUGAGCCUCGGCCCGGGCACGGGCACGCACGGCUCAGAACUACCCAAGCCUCCAAUGGUGUGGUUUGAAGCAGAAUUCUUCCAUCACGUCCUGUGCUGGAUGCCCAUCUCAAAUAGGUCCCAAAGCACCUACUAUGAAGUGACGCUCCAGUGGUAUGGAAGCGAGCUCUGGACCUUCCUGCCCCACUGUAGCCAAGCCCGAGACCUGUGCUGUGAUAUCACCAAGUUCACCCUGGACCUAUACCAGACCAAUGGUUACCGGGCCAAAGUCCGGGCGGUACAUGGCAGCCAAUACUCCAACUGGACCUUCGCCAACACCCGCUUGUCUGUGGAUGAAGUGACUCUGAAGGUUGACAGUGUGGAGCUAGAGAUGCACGAGGGCUUCAUCUUCGGGAAGAUCCAGCUCCCCAGGCCCCAGGUGGCCCCUCCAGGUAUCACAUAUGAAAGCAUCUUCAGUCACUUCCGCCAGUACGAGAUUGCCAUUCGCAAGGUGCCAGAAAGCUUUAAGUUCUCAACUGAGAAAGUAGACCAUGAAAACUUCAGCCUCCCAAUCCCUGGAGAGGUGGGGAAGUUCUGUGUCAAAGUGAAGCCAUCUAUCAGCUCCCGAACCAACAAAGGGCUCUGGUCAGAGGAGCAGUGCGUCAUCCUCACCAAGCAGUAUUUCACUGUGACCAACCUCAGUCUCUUCUUUGCCCUCAUCCUGCUGCUUUGUGGAGCCCUGGCUUACUGUCUAGUCCUCCACCUGUAUUUGCGACGCCGGGAGACACUGCCCGCUGUCCUGGUCUUCAAGAAAGCCAACCCCUUCGUUCUGGUCAGCAAGCUGCACUACCCAGAGGUGCAGGACACCAUUCACCCCCUCGAGGUGGAGACCUUCCUGAAGGUGUCCUCACAGCUGAGGAACUCGGACCUGUGUAGCAGCGUGGACAGUGGCUUCAGCAGUGCCAAGCCAUCCCAGCAGCUGGAAGAGCCCAAAUUCCUCUCUGCCCCCCACCCACAGAGCCCCUGUGGGGCUCUAGGCAAGGGGGAGCCCCCAGAUCUUAAGGGCAGCUGCAGUGGCAGUGACAGUGGCAGUGGCAGCAGCAGCAGCAGCACAGACAGCGGGAUCUGCUUGCAGGAGCCGAGGCUGAACCCUGGCUCUGAGCCUCCUUGGGAGGAAAAGAUGGGGAGCACAAACCAGGGCCGGGACGACAGUGGGAUUAGCCUCGUCCGAAACUCUGAGGGCCAACAUGGGAGUCCGCAGGGCAGCUUGGCCUCGGGCCACAUAAGUCUCCCGGGGCCUGAGGUCCCUGAAGAAGACGACCCAGCCAUAGUGGCCUUCCAGGGCUACCUGAAACAGACCAGAGGCACUGAAGAGAAGACCUGCCUGGAGAAAGAGACUCCUUUGACAGAUGACCUUUGCCCCACGUUCAGGACAUGCCUGGAUCCUGAGGCAGGCCGGCCUUCUCCACCUCUGGCCAAGGGCUAUUUGAAACAGGAUCCCCCAGGAAUCACUCUGGCUCCCUCAGGCAUCCCAACAGGACAGUGGGACCCAUUGACCGAGGAGAGGCCACUCCUGGAUUUGACUGCUUGUGACCUGGGACCACCUGACUGGACUUUUGCCCAUCAUUUUGCCCCUCGGGACUGUCUGGCAGACCCAGGAGGCCUUUUGGGUAUCUUUGACUCAGACCCAGUCACCCAGCCUCUGAUCUCCAGCCUGUACUCAAGUGAGUGACCCACAGAAGGGGCUGCUUUUUAUUUCAGCCACACCUGCUCUCCUGCUGGAAGCAGGAGCAGGAGCCUGGGGAUCAGACGAGGAUGCAGGUCGCACGCGGUGCAAGCCCCCAGGGUCAGUUGUAGCCUGUUCUCCAGGGCAGGUCAGGCCAUCCAGAUGGAGCAGUGCAGGGUGUAUGGGUGGUUUGCUGAGUGGGCCCUGCAUUAGCAGAGCCUCAGGAGCAGGGCAGAGACCUCCUCCUGCCUUGGGCGGUUUUCUGCUCCAUAAAGGAGUCUGUGCUCAAGGAACCACAGGUUUUCUUGAGAUAACGUCAGGUUGCCAGGCUGAGAUCAGUUCAGACCUGCACGCCUCCUUCAGGCCAGCCAGGCGGCAGGGCCCUGGCAGGGUGGAGUACUGUGAGAUGGAGCCCCGCACUCCUGCGCCCGCAAGGCUGUGAGGGUCAUUUCUAGAACAGGAGCAGAACCGAGUUUGACCAGAGGAGUGGUGGGUCGCGUGGAGAUGCUUCUCCACUGGCAGGGAACCUGUCACUGGAAAUGCUUUCGGUGUGUCUGUCCAGGCAGUCAGGCAGUUACUAUGUCACUGUGGAGCCAAGGAGGGAUAGAGGGGCUGAGACCUAGGACAUGAAACCCUGCAGACUCUGGGCUACAAAGAAGUGGACUCCAGAACCCACAUGCCCAGAGCCAGCUUCCUUUUCAUGCCAAGGACUGACAUCUAGGAGGAGCCUUUGGCAUUGUGCACAGACAACUGCCAGUCACUGGGCCCAAGGGGGCAGAUGUGGGCCACGACUUUCUAACUGUUCAUUAGGUCAGUUUACAGUCCCCCAGGCAAGGAUUCUAGGAGAGAGCACAGGCCUGUGGAUGCCCUCCAGGGCCAUCUCUCAGCUCUGCAUUUCUCCAAACACUGGCCUUCCGGCCCAUGGCACUCUCCCAAGAAGCUCAGAGGUGCCAGUCUGAUAACCCCCUCUGGAAACUGGCCUAUGGGAGGAUUGCUCAGGUUUCCCUCGUCAGCUUUAUUUAUUUAUUUUGCUCAUUUAUUUAUUGAAGAAGCAGCAUUGUCCAGGGAAGGAAUUCUUGGUCUCUUAGGAGCCCAGAGUUCUAGUUUUGCAUUCACUGUUUAUAGUCGUGUGAUAUUGGGUCGCAUCACUCCUCUUGAACCUUUUUCCUUGUCUGCACAAUGGGAAAAGAUGCUUGGUUUGUUGAAUUCAUAAGGACACGAGGAGCCCCUGAGAAAGUGGAUGUGAUUGUGAUGGAGCACAGAAUGAGUGGUGUAUGGUUUUAAAAAAAAAAAAAUGUUAUUCCAAUAAAUUGUCGGGAUCAAAGGGGAUCCUGGGAAACCACA